AUGGGCUUCUUCAAGCGUAACAAGGGACCCGAGAUUCCUCCUGUCAAGCCCACGCAGGGUCAGCACCAGAUGGCCAACGACCCAUACGCUGCGCGUGGCGGCGGCGGUGGCUUUGGUGGCGGCAGGCCCGACCCCUAUGCCCAGAACGGACACCGCGACCCGUACGGAGGUGUCCAGCGGGCGCACGCCACGGGCACCGAUCCCAACAACAUGUACAGCGUUCAGCGGACCCAGGGUCAGCCGGACCCAGAGAACGACGCCAACCGCAACGCACUGUUCAGCGGCUUCAAUGCCGAUGCGGCCAAGGUUCCUCGCCAGCGCCAGUACGGGUACGAGGGCCGCGAGCAGGAGGAGGACUUUGAUGAGGACGACGAGGUUGAGGGUAUCAGACAGGGUAUCCGCGAGACCAAGAUGGACUCGCUUGCGUCGACGCGGAAUGCACUGCGCCUCGCUCGCGAGGCCGAAGAGAACGCGCACGGCACAGUCGCACGCCUCGCCGACCAGUCCGAGUCGCUCGCCAACACCGAGCGCCACCUCGACAUGUCCAAGGCCAACUCGCAGCGUGCCGAGGACAAGGCUGCCGAGCUCAAGCAGCUGAACAAGAGCAUCUUCCGGCCCACCAUUGUGUGGAACAAGGAAGGCAAGCGGAUUGCGCAGGAGCAGAAGAUCCUGGACCGACACGCGAUGGAACGCGAGGACCGCCUAAACACCAUGAAGGACAUGCAGGACACGCGGUCGCGCCUCCACGCUGCGGCGCGGCAGGGUGGGGGCGGCCGCGGGCUUGAGCCAGGGCAGCAGGCUCGCCGCGCCGUCGAGCGCAAGCGGUACCAGUUUGAGGCGACGGCGUCAGACGACGAGCUCGAGGACGAACUGGCCGAGAACCUCGAUGAGAUGCACGGCAUUGGGACACGCCUUAAGGGUCUCGCGACGGCCAUGGGCACUGAGGUCGACCGGCAGAACCAGCGCAUCGGGCGUAUCACGGACAAGACGGACAACCUUGAGAUCAAGGUACAGCUCAACACGGACCGCCUCAAGGCGAUCAAGUAG
This is a messenger RNA of Cutaneotrichosporon cavernicola, 1047 nucleotides long. RefSeq lists its product as uncharacterized. The transcript has 2 exons. Gene Ontology annotation, cellular component: plasma membrane; SNARE complex. The record is from RefSeq and is a predicted model, not a curated record. Gene Ontology annotation, biological process: exocytosis; vesicle fusion. Gene Ontology annotation, molecular function: syntaxin binding; SNAP receptor activity. Bases 1 to 1047 code for a protein of 348 amino acids. NCBI's taxonomy places the organism in Eukaryota, Fungi, Basidiomycota, Tremellomycetes, Trichosporonales, Trichosporonaceae.